AUGUCGAAAGAGAUAAAUUAUGCCCCCGAUUAUGCCCCAAUAAUUGGGUUUUCGGGCUGUUUUUUUGCAAUGUGUCUAAGUUGUGUUGGUGCAGCCAUAGGUACCUCUAAGAGUGGUAUCGGUAUUGCUGGUAUAUCUACCUUUAAACCUGAAUUAAUUAUGAAAUCCUUAAUCCCUGUGGUUAUGAGUGGUAUUUUGGCUAUUUAUGGGUUGGUUGUUGCAGUUUUAAUCGCCGGUGGUUUAAACCCAACAGAGACUUAUACUCUUUUUAAUGGAUUCAUGCAUAUGAGUUGUGGUUUAUGUGUUGGCUUUGCCUGUUUAAGCAGUGGUUAUGCUAUUGGUAUUGUUGGGGAUGUUGGUGUUAGAAAAUUCAUGCAUCAACCAAGAUUAUUUGUGGGUAUAGUGCUUAUUUUGAUUUUUGCAGAAGUUUUAGGAUUGUAUGGAAUGAUUAUUGCUUUAAUUUUAAACACUAGAGGGUCAACCAGUUAG
This is a messenger RNA of Saccharomycodes ludwigii, 489 nucleotides long. RefSeq names its product H(+)-transporting V0 sector ATPase subunit c' (gene VMA11). The record is from RefSeq and is a predicted model, not a curated record. Bases 1 to 489 code for a protein of 162 amino acids. The transcript has a single exon. Gene Ontology annotation, biological process: proton transmembrane transport. Gene Ontology annotation, cellular component: proton-transporting V-type ATPase, V0 domain. Gene Ontology annotation, molecular function: proton-transporting ATPase activity, rotational mechanism. NCBI's taxonomy places the organism in Eukaryota, Fungi, Ascomycota, Saccharomycetes, Saccharomycodales, Saccharomycodaceae.